Molecule: messenger RNA, 1045 nt
Organism: Olea europaea var. sylvestris
Lineage: Eukaryota; Viridiplantae; Streptophyta; Magnoliopsida; Lamiales; Oleaceae
Exons: 3
Coding region: 91-840 (249 amino acids)
Biological process (GO): protein histidyl modification to diphthamide; tRNA wobble uridine modification
Cellular component (GO): nucleus; cytosol
Molecular function (GO): metal ion binding
Source: RefSeq, a predicted model, not a curated record
CCUCCCAGCCGUUGUACCGUUUCAGAACUCUUCGUACAGCAAAGCAAAACCAAAUCGAGCUCCAACUUCAACCUUUCCCAAUCAUCAUCAAUGGCGAUUCCGAAAUCCUCAAUUCUGACGGUUUCCUCCCUUAUCAUCCUCUCAACUCUACUACUUUCCGGCGAAUCAAGAACAGACACGAAUAAUGUAUUUUCUCCGUGUGGCGAUACGAAGGUGCAGAGGAAAGACGGGUUCACGUUUGGGAUCGCAUUUGCUUCAAGGUCGGCCUUCUUCUUAAACAACAACAAUUCAGUCCAGCUCUCUCCAUGCGACAGUCGCCUCUCGCUCUCCAACGGCAACUCACAGGUAGCUGUUUUCCGCCCCAAAGUUGACGAGAUCUCGCUUCUCACGAUCAACACAUCCAUCUUCUUCCCGGGAUCUGUAGGAGGUUAUAUGGUUGCAUUUGCUGGUCGAAGAUAUGCUGCAAGGUCCAUUCCUGCUUUUGUUGCAAACGGUACAUAUACCGUAACUAGUUUUACUUUGGUUCUCGAAUUUAAAAAGGGCAGGCUGCAGAACAUGUACUGGAAAAGAGAUGGCUGCACUUCUUGCUCAGGCAAUUCUAACUUUGUUUGUCUCAACAAUCAAGACUGCGCAAUCAGAACUAAUAACUGUAGGAACCAAGGGGGAGGGGGUUCUGUAGAUUGUAGCCUUGGUAUUCAACUGACAUUUUCUGGUACGGAUAAGCAUGAUUCAGUUUUUAACUCGUGGUAUGAAGUUCAGAAUCUUCGGCAGUAUUCCCUUUACGGUCUUUAUUCCAAUCUGAGGAAUUCUCUCACCGGUCAAUACAACAAAUUCUUUUAGUUUUCUUUGGUGUUUUGUAUGUUUUUCAUGUGUGGAUUGCUGCUUUAAGAAUGUAAUACGUUAUUCUCAACCUCUACACUUCCUGUUCCUGUAUUCUGAAGAAAUCUGAAUAGUUAUGUAUAUUUAAAUUCCUUCGCGAAUUGACCAAUGUAUUAAAAGAAAAUGAUGUUUGGAUUUUGAAUGAGUGUUUCAUGCCCACUGCCCA